AGCCCGGGCCGGCCUGUCAGUCAGAGCGCUGCUGGGUAAGCUCCUGGGGGCCCGCGGGGCCGGCGCAGCCAUGGCGGCGGUGUUUGACCUGGACCUGGAGACGGAGGAAGGCAGCGAGGGCGAGGGCGAGCCAGAGUUUAGCCCCGCGGACGUGUGUCCCCUUGCCGAGUUGAGGGCGGCUGGCCUGGAGCCUGUGGGACACUAUGAGGAGGUGGAGCUGACUGAGAGCAGUGUGAACCCGGGCCCUGAGCGCAUCGGGCCCCACUGCUUUGAGCUGCUGCGCGUGCUGGGCAAGGGGAACUAUGGCAAGGUGUUCCAGGUGCGAAAGGUGCAGGGCACCAAUGUGGGCAGAAUAUAUGCCAUGAAAGUCCUGAGGAAGGCCAAAAUUGUGCGCAACGCCAAGGACACGGCACACACGCGGGCUGAGCGGAACAUUCUAGAGUCAGUGAAGCACCCCUUCAUUGUGGAACUGGCCUAUGCCUUCCAGACUGGUGGCAAACUCUACCUCAUCCUGGAGUGCCUCAGUGGCGGCGAGCUCUUCACACAUCUGGAGCGAGAGGGCAUCUUCCUGGAAGAUACGGCCUGUUUCUACCUGUCAGAGAUCACACUGGCCCUGGGCCAUCUCCACUCCCAAGGCAUCAUCUACCGGGAUCUCAAACCUGAGAACAUCAUGCUGAACAGCCAGGGUCACAUCAAACUGACGGACUUCGGCCUCUGCAAGGAGUCGAUUCACGAGGGUGCCGUCACCCACACCUUCUGCGGCACCAUCGAGUACAUGGCCCCUGAGAUUCUGGUGCGCAGUGGCCACAACCGGGCGGUGGACUGGUGGAGCUUGGGGGCCCUGAUGUACGACAUGCUCACUGGAUCGCCACCCUUCACUGCAGAGAACCGGAAGAAAACCAUGGACAAGAUCAUCAGAGGGAAGCUGGAGCUGCCCGCCUACCUCACCCCAGAUGCCCGGGACCUUGUCAAAAAGUUUCUGAAGCGGAAUCCCAGCCACCGUAUCGGGGGUGGCCCCGGGGACGCCGCUGAUGUGCAGAGGCACCCCUUCUUCCGGCACGUUGAUUGGGACGCCCUCCUGGCCCGCCGCGUGGACCCCCCUUUCCGGCCCUCCCUGCAGUCGGAGGAGGACGUGAGCCAGUUUGACUCCCACUUCACGAGGCAGACGCCGGUGGACAGUCCAGACGACACGUCCCUCAGUGAGAGCGCCAACCAGGCCUUCCUGGGCUUCACGUACGUGGCGCCCUCCGUCCUGGACAGCAUCAAGGAGGCCUUCUCCUUCCAGCCCAAACUGCGCUCCCCCAGGCGCCUCAACAGCAGCCCCUGGACCCCCAUCAGCCCCCUGAAGUUCUCGCCCUCUGAGGGAUUCCGACCCAGCCCCGGCCCACCGGAGCCCAUGGAGCCCCCUCUACCCCCUCUCCUGCUGCCGCCGCCGCCGCCACCGCCGCCGCCACCGCCCUCGAGCACUGCCCCCCUCCCCAUCCGACCCCCCUCAGGGACCAAGAAGUCCAAGAAAGGCCGUGGGCGCCCCGGGCGCUAAGAGGGUGGGUGGAGAUGAGGGCAGUGAGACCCCGGGCCAGUUCCCAGAGGCCUGGGGCUGCGCCUAGGGGUACAGGAGCGAGCGUGCGUGAGUGUGUCUCUGCUGGGGGUGGCCGCGCCCCUCAAUCACGAACACGAAGGACUGCGGACUACGGCUGCCGGCCGAGGGGGGCUGCCCGCCGGCCUCCCGCAGUUGAGCUGUGCCCUUGGAUUAUUAAAGUAUUCAGUCAUGGC
Messenger RNA from Physeter macrocephalus (sperm whale), 1773 nucleotides. It is a transcript of the gene RPS6KB2, whose product is annotated as ribosomal protein S6 kinase B2. Gene Ontology annotation, biological process: peptidyl-serine phosphorylation. The record is from RefSeq and is a predicted model, not a curated record. The transcript is spliced from 15 exons. NCBI's taxonomy places the organism in Eukaryota, Metazoa, Chordata, Mammalia, Artiodactyla, Physeteridae. The coding region runs from base 71 to 1540 and encodes 489 amino acids. Gene Ontology annotation, molecular function: ATP binding; protein serine/threonine kinase activity.